Cavenderia fasciculata is the source of this 5454-nucleotide messenger RNA. RefSeq lists its product as uncharacterized. Gene Ontology annotation, molecular function: protein binding. The transcript is spliced from 8 exons. Bases 1 to 5454 code for a protein of 1817 amino acids. The record is from RefSeq and is a predicted model, not a curated record. NCBI's taxonomy places the organism in Eukaryota, Evosea, Eumycetozoa, Acytosteliales, Cavenderiaceae.
AUGAGUCAUCCAACACCAACACCUUCACAACCAAUCUUUACAAAUAACAUUAAUAACAUUAAUAAUAAUAAUUGUAGUACUACAUCAUUACUAGCACCACCAUCAUCAUCACCACGUACAGGUACAUCGGCACCAUCAUCUUUUAACUCUCAACAACAUAUCAAUCACAAUCUAUCGACGUAUCGACAGAACCUAACCGUCAAGUUUAAUGAAAUCAUCAAUUCGAUUGCAGUAAACAAAGAGGGAACGUGUGUAUGCUUGGGAGGUAAAAAGGCACUACAUAUCGUUGAUUUGGAAUCCCUCAAGAAUGUAAAGGUUCUGCCUCAACAAAGUAAAUGGGAGGUUAGUGUUGUCGAUUGGAACAAUGUUUCUCCAAAUCUUAUUGCUUCUUCUUCCAAUCAAGAUGCAUUUAUAUGGGAUACAGAAAACAAGUAUCCAUUGAUUGGACAAUUCAUUUCACAUAAUCGAGCAAUCAGCGAUCUCUCGUGGAGCAUAUUCGAUCAAAACCUACUUGCGACAACCGCUGCCGAUGGGUUUGUUAAUCUUUGGGAUCUUCGUGUUCCCAAACGAGCCAUGAAGGUCAAGAGUUUCAACUCUCACAUUGUCUCUGCCAUUCAGGUGAAAUGGAACAAAUUUAAUCCAAUCAUCCUUGCAUCUGCUCACGAAUCAAAUCUAAUGAUUUGGGAUUUAAGAAAAGAAACACAAGAAUUAAAUUCAACUGUUCAUAUUGCAAAAGUAUCGGGUAUUGAUUGGUCACCACUUGAUGCUGAUGAGAUUCUAACAAGUAGUCAAGACAAGUCUGUCAAGAUAUGGUCUUACACAUCAUGCAAAGCCAACCCAAAACCAAAACAUAUUUUUGGAACUAGUUAUCCUGUUCUUCGUGCAAAGUAUUUGCCAACUGGAAAAGGAAUAGUAACGAUAUCAGACAGAGGAGAUAAUAAUAUACGAUUGUGGUCAUUUAAUGAUUUUGAACAACCAAUUGCCAAACUUUCAGGACACUCGGAUUGUGUACGUUCAUUUGAUUUUCGCGUUGGAAACAAGUCUGCAGACUCUAACCAUCGUGACUUGCAGAUAGUGUCGUGGUCAAAGGAUCAGCACCUGAGACUAUGGAAAUUAGAUGACGAUAGUAUUCGAUCACAACUGCAACUACCUUUAUUAAAUCUUGGAACUACAACAACUUUUACAAAUAAUAAUAAUAAUAAUAAUAAUCACUUCACCAUUGUAAAUACAAAUAAUAAUCAUACUGCUACACCUCCACUUACACCAAUUUUAACUUCUUCAAAUGAUCCAAACAAUAACAGUAACAGUAACAGUAAUAAUAAUAAUAACAUUGAUCAUCAAAACAAUAUAUCUACAUCAUCAUCAUUGUCAUCUUUGAUAUCGACUAGUAUCACUCCACCAACCACUCCAUCCACUCCCAUUAUUAUCACAAACAACACAUCUACUACCAAUAAUAAUAAUAAUAAUAUAUUAUCACCAACAACAUCAUCAUCUUACAACGCAUCACAAUUUUCAAUUCAUCAUCAUCAACCAACAAAUGAUAAAGAAACCAUGGAGAGUAGUUAUACAGUAUCUGGAAACAAACAAGAGGAUCAUUUGAAUGAUUUCUUUAUGGGACCCAAAGAGUUAGAGUAUGAGCUAAAGGUCAUCCAAAACAAUAAUACUGCCAAUACACCAUCGCUGACUUCGGCGCGAGAUUUCCACGGUGCUGGAAACCACCACCCUCCCAUCAUCUCGACUGGUACCCCCAAAGAAGGAAGAUGGCCUACCCCCAAGGACAUUAUCGUUGACGAUAUUUAUACCCCUGGUUAUGUUACUACACCCACAUCAACCAACAAACCAACGCAACCACCACUUCCCUUGACACCAAAUAAUAAUAAUAAUAAUGACGAUACAAAUAGUAGUACAGGAUCAAUUACUACUCAGAUACACAAUCUUCCACCCAUCAGCGACGAGACUGUUAAUAAUAGCAACACUCUUACCGAUUCAGAUGAUAAUGAUGACAGUCUUGCUUUGCAGCAGGGAAAAACGAUGGACAAGUAUGGAACGAUUGUGGGUAACCAAAAAUCCAUCCCCAUCAAGGCAUCAAACACAUCUCCUCCUAUUAUACCCCAACAAAAGGUUGGAUCACCCGGGUUCAGCAAGUCGAUCGAGCGAUAUUUGAAUUCCCCUCUUUCAUCCAACCACGAAUAUUUAUUAAAGAAGCAACCAAGCAUCAACAAGGAUUUAUCACCAACAUCACUAGCGAUGAAUUCAUCGUCCACAGCAGUAGCUGGAGGUGCUUGGGUAGCUGCCCCCUCUCUCAACUCCACAUCAGAGGUUUCCCUGUCAAGUCAUCGAAACUCUAUCUCUCUAAAGUCGGCACCCAUCAUCACCACCUCCACCACCACCACCACAUCCUCUACAACGGCCACCAUUUCGGCCAACCCUCUUCCAAUCCUAGAUAAUUAUCCGUGUCCACGUUUAUGUGGUGCUGUGUUUAGCAAUGACAAGUUGGUGGUAUUUUCAAAUCGAAUCCUCAAUAUCAGCAAUCAAAAAUUCACAACUCCAUCAUCAAACAUGGUUGAAACCAAACCAUUAUUGGAAAAUGAUUAUCCAAUUGCACCAUCACUCACCUCUUCAAACGCGGCCAUUCCAACUUUUCAUAAUUAUCAUAAUCAUCAUCAACAUCAACAACAACAACAAAAUUCAUCUUCUAAAUUUACAACACCAAGAACUUAUAAAGAAUUAUUACAAUUGGCACCUGAUAAUACUCAAGAUCAUUUAAUUCAACAACAUCAACAACAAAAUGCAUCAAGUAAUAGAUUAAGUAGUUCACCAUCUAGAUUUGAUAGUCCAAUGAUAUUAUCUGCUAUUGAUCAUAACAAGACAUCUUUAUCAAGUUAUGGUUCAUCACCACGUAGUUCACCAGCUUCACUUUCUCCAAUGAUACUUGGAAGUGGAUCAAAUACUGGUAGUCAUAAUAGACCUUUUACAACAUCUCUUUCAAUAUCUCAUCAACUUCGAGUUAUUCCCAUUUCAUCCCUUUCUCCAAUUAAUUUUACUUUGGCAAAUAAUUAUACAUUGAUUGGAGAAGUUGAAGAUAUUUGUAAAAAUAAUUUAAAGGUUGCAACAUCUGUAAAUAGAAAAGAUUUAAUGAGGUUAUGGUCAACACUUGCAGAGAUUACAGAUAGUAAUUUAUUUAAUCUCAAUGAUCAUCGUUUCAAAUACAACAAACAACUUAAGCGAUUAUCACGAGUAAACACUAAUGAAUUUAUUGAUGAUAAUUGGCCUGUUCAUCCUCUUGGUAGAUCUUUAAUUCAAUCUUUUAUGGAAUAUUAUAACAAAAUUGGUGAUGUUCAAACAAUGGCAAUGAUAACAUGUGUAUUAAUAAUAUCAGCUCAACAAUUAACCAAAUCGAUUAUUAAUAAUAGUUUGGGUGGUGGUACAUAUUCUUCAUCAUCUUCUUCAUCUUCCAAUCAAUGGUCAUCGGGUGGUGGUGGCGGCGACGAAUUUAGUCUCAGUGGAAAUACAGGCAACGCAGGUGUUUUGACAACAUCCCUUUCACAUCCCAAUUUAACAAGCCUGGCUUUUACUGGCGGCAACAAUCCCUCUACAAUGUCUCCUGGCAUCACCUCGUCAAUGACGCCAUUGUUCAACUCUUCGACACCGUCACCCAAUCUGAGCGUGUCAAAUCUGUCGCUCAACACCUCGACAGCCGGCAGAUCACCCCAUUUGGGCAUGAGUGCAUCAUUCAACACUUCCAAUUUAGGUGCUUCCUUUUCUUUUGAUUCCCCAAACAAUAAUAACAACAACAUCAACCAACCUUCCACAUCUUCUUCAUCUUCAUCUGCUUCAAAUCUUAAUUUGAUUACAGGUGGUAACACGUUGGUAAACUCGACAGCAUCGACUUUAUUACUUGGCCAACAACAACAACAGCAACAGCAGCAACAACAACUCCAACAACAGUAUCAACAACAAAUCAUACACCAACAAUUGUUGAUGGUACAACAACAACAACAGCAACAACAAGAACAAGAGUUGUAUCAAUUGGGAUCGUCAAAGUUUUGCGACCCGUCAUUGUGUCUUCUCGACCCUCAGUUGCAGCAGUUUUACAACCACUAUCUCAACUCUUAUGGAGAGUUGUUGUUCCGAUGGGGUCUGUUGGAGAAGCGUAUUCAGGUGCUCAAGUUCCUCAACGAGCACGAUUCCGCACCAUCCACCAAAAAGGUGCAAUUCCAAACGGUCUGCUUCAAAUGCCAACGAACACUCAAUAACAAUUGUGUGUGUCCCAACUGCAAGGUCUAUGCUGUCAAGUGUUCGGUAUGCCAUAUUUCAGUACGUGGUCUCUCAAGUUUCUGCAUUUCGUGUGGUCAUGGAGGACACACCGAUCAUCUCAAGCAAUGGUUUGGCAAACGUUCCGAUUGUCCAACUGGAUGUAAAUGUAAAUGUGUAUUGAGUUUUAGUCCACAACAACCAAAACUACCUCGACAAACAACCCCAUUGACAACAGGAAAUACUUUUGCUGGAACUGGGAACAACAACCAAUCAAGUUUAAAUUACCAAUUCCUUCAAAGUAAAACCAUCAACCAUCAUCAUCAUCUUGUACAUUCAAACAAUCGAUCAGAGUUGAUCCCUGAUUUUUCACCAUCUCUGUCAUCCACCAACAAUCCCCCGACUUCUUCAUCCUCUUCCUCCUCCUCUUCAAUUCCACAAAAAUACAUCAUGAUUGAACCUAAUAAUACUACUACUACUAAUAAUAAUACAACAACAACGGUUGUUGAACCAAAUAAUAAUAAUAAUAAUAAUGAUAAUACAACAGUUCAAAUAGAAGAAUUUGAAGUUGAAGAUAAUGUAACAAAAGAUGGAAAACGACAACAUCAACAACCUCUAGGUUUUAUAGAAAGAAUAAAAAAAUGGUUAUUCGAUUAUAUAUCAAAGAUGAAAGGAGGAGAGAAGAGUGGACCUCGUGUAUCAUUGGAAGAGAUAUUUUGGUCAUGGUUGGGAGCAUUCAUUGGCAUUGGUGUAGUGUCGGCACUACAUUAUAGGGUACUCGAACCUAAUGACAUGAUCUUCCUCGUUGGAUCUUUUGCAGCUUCGGCAGUACUAAUCUAUGGUGCGCCAAAAGGUCCACUUUCACAACCACGUAACCUUGUUGGCGGACAUUUCGUCAGUUCAAUCGUUGGUGUCAUCAUUCGAAUUAUAUUUGUCGAGCAGGCUGGUGGACCAGCUGGUUAUAUUUUUGGAUGUGCCUUGUCGGUAUCAUUGGCAAUCGUUGCCAUGCACCUCACCAAAACAUUACAUCCACCUGGUGGUGCAACUGCAAUGAUUGCAAUUACAACAACAAAACAACAAUGGUAUGGAUUUUACUAUUGUUUUGUUCCAGUUGCUAGUGGUAGUAUAAUAAUGCUUAUUGUUGCAUUAUUAAUUAAUAAUUUGGCUCCAAAAAGAAAAUAUCCAGUCAAUUGGUAUUAA